AAAAUCAUCUAAGUUUUGAUGUGGCGCUGAAUACGGUUGUGGAUUCUUACCUGUUGGAUAAAUCCUUGUUGUCUAGUUCCACGCAAUGUCAGUGUUAUUGAUCGUAUGAAACACAUGCCUCUUUUCGAAAAUAUAAGGAAAUGUGUUUGUCGUCGACAUGGGUUAUCUCGUCGAGUAACAAAAGUUUUGUUCAAUGUGAAGAUUAGUGAAUCUUUUAAAUCUCCCAAUGUUCCGUCUCAGAUUCGAGAUUUAUUGGUGUACAUUGCAAGAGAAGGUGUGGCAGUCACUGACCUGUUUAGAAGACCAGGUAAUCCUCAAGAUAUGAAGAAAAUCAUAGCGGAUCUGGAGGCGGGCAGACCAAUCAAGUGGACGGACUAUAACUUCUAUACACUUGCGAAUAUUGCUAAGCGCUACCUCCUCCAUAUUGAAGGUGGUGUUUUAGGCCCUCAAUCUGAAGAGAAGCUGCUCUCUACACUUGAUAUACUAGAUGAUCAAGCUCGGAUUGAAGCGAUGCACAGUGUGAUAGUUUCUCAACCGAAACCGGUUCAGCAGCUACUUGCUCUAUUGUUUGGUAUCUGGUUUCGAAUGAUCUAUCAUACAGAAGUUAAUGCAAUGUCUGUAGAAGCGGUGGCUAAAUCUGUCGCUGGAUCAGUUUUCCCAAGUUGCACAACCACUCCGAGAAAAGUUGAGCGAGCAUCAAAAGUCAUGGAAUACCUUAUCACUGGCUUUGCAUCAGCUGACCUCUUCAGUCGUGAACUGAUAGAAUACUUUACUCUAGAGACUAAAACUAGCAUUUCAAGAGUAGAGAAGUUCAAGUAUGAAUUUCGAUUUCCAAAGGAUGUGCCAAGAGAAAAAUCUGUACGGCUUUUUGUGCGUAUGUUGUUAGAAGAAGGUAGAAAACAUGGAUUUCACCUGAUAAAUGACGCUGUAUCAAAAGAAGUUUUCGAACAAGCGACUUGGUACAAUGCAUCCACCCCUGUAGUUUCAAACUGUGACGAGAAAUCAAGAACUGAUCGGGUCACUUCCCAGGCUGAGGAUAGAUUGUCUACUAAGAAUGCUUCACCGGAUGCUUCCCGUGUACAGAAUAUCAGUUCUUCACAGAGUGAACGUUAUAUCACCAAGGACGGAACUAUUUUAUACGCAGAAUCAAGUUCCACACUAACGCCUACUCUUCCAAGACGUGAAAAUAAACUGUAUCAGCAUGGAAUAGAUUCUGGUGGAUUCGAUCUGUUAACUGCUCCUAUUCAACAGACAUCAGAGAAACGUACAUGUGUGACUACUACACCUAUUACCGAAAGUAAACAUACACCGAUAGGCAAUUUGAAUGCUCGAAGAACGUAUGACUUUGCCAAUCCUAUUGCAAAAACUGAAAAUUUUGAUCAUCAUUUGCCUAGAUACUCUUAUCUUUCAAAUACAGUCGAUAGGUAUGGAGGAUAUGAUAGUCAGAUAAAAGCCUCAGCUCUUCAAGCACCAGCCUCUCAGACAGUAUGCUUCAAUUCAGUUAAACGACGUCAGUUGGAACGUUUACAAAAACGUUCUGAUUGGUUUUUAAGUCCUCCUGCUGGUUUAAGAUCAUCGACUGGUCUUAUCCACUUAAACCCCAAAGCUCCAGGUGUUGGUCAUACUCACCUUUCACCUCAUGCUGAAAAUGAAACGGACAAAUCCCUAAGUAACUAUGAUAACAAUGAUAAUAAUAAUUUGAAAAACUAUCCAAUUGUGCCUGUUGAACAAAAUUCCACAUCAGAUAUUGAUUCAAAAUCACUAAUGGAUAUUGAGUUAUCUGAAGAUGUUAUUGUCACUGAUCAUAAUAAUAAUCUGAGUCAUUACAGUGUUAAUGAUGAUGUCGGACACUUGGUGUUCACUGCACCGGAACGUUUAUGGGAUUGUGGUAAUGUGAAGACAACGACUGUCAGUACUGGUUGUAAAAGGAAUUCACGUACACUGUUGCCUGAUGAAACAGCAGCACCAGCGGCGACAAGUUCUCCGAAUUGGCAAACAGAUAGCUUGAAAAAUUAUCCAGCUAAACGGUCUUCCCUUCGACCAGUUAUUGAUGAGAAAGAGAAUUAUCCAGAGGUGGAAACGCGAUACUAUGUUGUUGAAAGAUAUUACGGUCCUGAGCCUCGACCACCACCGAUUGGGGUUGGUGGCGCUGGUGGUGGUCAGCAUGUUAUGAAUCAUGAUAGGGUACCUCAUGCCUGUCGUUCAUAGGCUGGAUGAUAACUAGCAUAAACAGAAAUUCAAACUACACUUUUCGCCUUUUGUGUACACAGUUUAUCCUCCAGGUAGUUACUACUAUUUAAUAUUUGCUGUUUUUUUUCUUCUUUACAACAAAACACAGUACACACAACCGUUUUUUUAUAACAUUACAAAAGUAUGUAUUAUAGCAAUAAUAUUUAUCACCCAUAAGAAUUCCGACCUCAUCACUAUUCCUUCCAAUCCUCACUAAUAUUCAUUACUAUUAUCUGCUUUAUAUGUUUCAGUUGUCUUUUUAAAAGUAUAUACAUAUGUAUAAUAAAUAAUAUAUCCCAUAAUAUAUCACAUCACUUCACAUUAUCCUUACCCCAUUUUUGUCAAAGAAUUCCUAGCGGUAUAUAUUUAUAUUAUUGUAUUGCUCUACACUCUGUGCCUAUACUAUACAAACUGUUCUUACCACUCUUCAGCUGGAAUGUUAUUUCUAAUCUUAUUGCAAGGAUUAUAAUUCUAUUAGUUAUUUUUUCUAAUAUGUUUUUUUCUUUUCCUCUCUUCUCUCUGAUUUUUCUUUGUUUUUUUUUUGGAUGUAUACGUGGUGAAACGCAUUACCCGACGAAGUUGUUGGGAGAUGCAGAGAACAACUUC
Trichobilharzia regenti is the source of this 2835-nucleotide messenger RNA. The record is from the annotation of a GenBank genome assembly. NCBI's taxonomy places the organism in Eukaryota, Metazoa, Platyhelminthes, Trematoda, Strigeidida, Schistosomatidae.